This is a messenger RNA of Thelazia callipaeda (thelaziosis nematode), 2199 nucleotides long. The record is from the annotation of a GenBank genome assembly. NCBI's taxonomy places the organism in Eukaryota, Metazoa, Nematoda, Chromadorea, Rhabditida, Thelaziidae.
AUGACAGCCUUUGAGGAAUUGGGGAUGUUACCUGAACUUGGCAGAGCCGUUGACGAGAUGGAGUGGACGUUGCCAACCGAUAUUCAGUCUGAAGGAAUUCCUGCUAUCCUUGGUGGUGGUGAUGUUCUUAUGGCAGCAGAAACCGGAAGUGGUAAAACGGGUGCAUUUUGUCUUCCAGUUUUGCAAAUCGUGUGGGAAUCAUUACGUGAUUCAAUGUUGGGUAAAACACAUAAAUCAAUUAAUUGGAUUGAUGGAAGGUGGAGUUUAAAUGCGUAUGACAGAGAUGAAAGCCUUGCAAUUGAUUCCAAUGGUUUACUCUGUCAAAGUCGUGAUCCAAAAGCUUGGAAUGGCACUCGCUGCAAUCGUGGUGUUGUUGGAAAAGGAAAAUUUUAUUAUGAGGGAACAGUUACUGAUGAUGGAUUGUGCCGUUUGGGAUGGUCAACUGCUUUUGCUACUCUUGAUUUAGGUACCGAUAAGAAUAGUUUUGGCUACGGUGGUACUGGAAAGAAAAGUUACAACAAGCAGUUUGAUAAUUAUGGGACUUCAUUCACUCUCAGUGACAUCAUUGGUUGUAUGCUGGAUUUAGAUAAUAAAACUAUUGCCUUUUCUAAAAAUGGUAAAUAUCUAGGAAAAGCUUUUGACAUACCACAAACUUUGGUGAAUACCGCGCUUUAUCCGGCUGUAGUUUUAAAGAAUGCUGAAAUCCUGUUCAAUUUUGGCGAGUCCGCUUUCAAACAUCUUCCCGAAGGAUAUUUAGCAGUAUGUAAAGCUCCUCCAGAAAAUCUUGUCACUUCACCUAAUGGUCCAAGUGCUGAAGGACCAAAAAAAGUUGCAGAACCAAAUGCACCUGCCUGUAUUAUAAUUGAACCAACAAAGGAAUUAGCAGAACAGACUAACAAUCAACUGGAGAAAUUCAGAAAAUAUCUUAAAGAACCAACAAUUAGAAAUGCUCUUGUGGUAGGUAGCAUUCCAAUGGCAGAACAAUUAAGAAUUAUCAUGGCGGGCAUUGAUAUAAUUACGUGCACACCAGGAAGAUUGGAAGAUUUUAUUCAAAGUGGAAAAAUCUUGCUGUCAAAUGUUCGAUUUUUCAUUCUUGACGAAGCUGAUUCAUUAGUAUCAGCAAAAAAUCAUCUUCCAACAAUCGAGCGUAUUCAUGCUGCGCUGCCAAAGAUGACAGCUUUGGGAGAACGUCUGCAGAUGAUUGUUUGCUCUGCUACUUUGCAUAAUUUUGAUGUGAAGAAACUUGCUGAUCGUAUGAUGCAUUUUCCGCAGUGGGUAGAUCUAAAAGGACAGGACUCUGUACCAGACACUGUACAUCAUGUUAUUUGCAAAGUUGAUGCAAAAACAGAUCGUAUGUGGAUACGUCUAAGGCCACAAGACAGAAUACAGACUGAUGGAAUGCAUGCAAACGAUGAAAUUCGUCCAGGAAGUGAUUAUGCAGAAACUCUUUCAGAAGGCACUAAAAUUCUGAAGGGAGAAUAUGUACUAAAAGCUAUACGUCAGUGCAAUAUGGAUCAAGGCAUUAUUUUUUGCCGUACGAAGCUUGACUGUGAUAAUCUUGAAAGAUAUCUCAAAUUUAAAGCGCCAGAUUUGACUUGUGUUUGUUUACACGGUGAUCGUCGACCAGACGAACGAACACGAAAUCUUGAUUCUUUUAAGAAAGGAAAAGUGAAAUUCCUUAUUUGUACUGAUGUUGCAGCACGUGGUAUUGAUGUAAAAGGCAUACCGUUCGUUAUCAAUGUGACACUGCCAGAUGAGAAAGCCAACUAUCUUCAUCGUAUUGGUCGUGUAGGUCGAGCUGAAAGGAUGGGACUGGCAAUUUCAUUGGUUUCAGCUCAUCCAGAAAAAGUUUGGUAUCAUAAAUGUUCAUCUCGUGGUAUGAACUGUUUUAACACAGCGUUAACAACACAACGUGGCUGUGCAAUUUGGUAUGACGAACCGAAACUUUUGGAAGAUAUUGAAGAACAUUUAGGAGUGACUAUACAACAAAUUGAUACAGAUUUUAUUGUGCCAGUUGACGAUUUUGAUGGAAAAGUUGUUUACGGAGCAAAGAAAACUAAUCAAGGUCCUCUUUAUGAGGGACAUGCAGUGCAAUUAUCUGGAGCAGUAGCUCAGCUUGCUGACUUAGAACGGUCAUUGCAGUUGUCUUAUUUGCGCAUGUUUAUGCCUCCAGAAAAAGGAAAGAAGGAAAAAUAUUGA